ACAAAAGAAAGUUAAAAACCAAUACCAAGUUAAAACUUCAGAAAAUCAUAGCAAUAGUGGUGGCGAAUUUAAUAAUGCUAAAGAUAGUGAUAGAGAAAUAAGCAUUUUAAGAGUUGAAAAAACAAACAAUAUUAUUACAAAAUUAAUGCAAGCAAUUCUAGAAAAGAAAGCUGCCGUUGGAACACCCAAGCUAGAAUUAUUUUGGUCACCAACAAUAAAUGUAUAUACAAAUCUGAAUAAUAUUGAUUCAGAUAGUAAUUCUGAAAUUAUUGAAGAUGGAUUUGAAGUUGAAACUGCUAAAGGUCAUAGCAUUAUAUUCUUUAAGAAGUUGGGUGAUACUAUUAAAAGAUUGGAAAAUGAAAUUAAAAGUAAUAAGCAUAGUGAGAUGGAAAAAGCAUACUUUUAUACAACAACAAUUUAUAUUAAAAAUGGUGCAUUUCCAAUUUUAAGACAAGAUAAAAAUAUGAAAGAAGAAACCCGACCAGUAUUUAAUAAUAUUGUAAUUUUGGAGCGGUCAGUUCAUAUAAUUGAAUUUCUUACUGAUAUUGGUGGAUAUUUAGUACUGUAUGAAAAAGACAAGGCUGCUUUUCCUAACCUCCUAUCAGAAGCAUAUAUUAUAA
Racocetra persica is the source of this 620-nucleotide messenger RNA. NCBI's taxonomy places the organism in Eukaryota, Fungi, Glomeromycota, Glomeromycetes, Diversisporales, Gigasporaceae. The record is from the annotation of a GenBank genome assembly.